Messenger RNA from Wyeomyia smithii (pitcher-plant mosquito), 2309 nucleotides. It is a transcript of the gene GABPI, whose product is annotated as palmitoyltransferase ZDHHC23-B. The transcript has 5 exons. Gene Ontology annotation, molecular function: protein-cysteine S-palmitoyltransferase activity. Gene Ontology annotation, biological process: protein targeting to membrane; peptidyl-L-cysteine S-palmitoylation. The record is from RefSeq and is a predicted model, not a curated record. Lineage: Eukaryota; Metazoa; Arthropoda; Insecta; Diptera; Culicidae. Gene Ontology annotation, cellular component: Golgi apparatus; endoplasmic reticulum. Bases 151 to 1308 code for a protein of 385 amino acids.
ACUAAACAAAAAAAAAAAAAAAAAAAAACAGCAACAUUAUUAUCAAUGCAAAUUGGAUGUGGUUAAAGAAUAGGAUACAAUUUUUAAUUCAACUCGACCCUUCAACGAUUUUUGUAACGAUUGAAUUAUCGGAGAUGAAGUAAUGAAGCUAUGAGCAGUGCUUACCCUGGUGAACUUCGCGAUUACUACUCGUACCAGGUGGAAGAAAUAGAUACCGAUCCUCUGUGCUGCUGUGAGUAUUACGACCGAAGUGAGGAACGGAAUCAUAUUUUAGCCUGCUGCUGCAACUGUGCGGACGUUGAUGAAUCUUUUAACAGAUUAAUUUCUGGUCGAUCCAUCCCGGUUGAGAAGCAGCGUGGCAUGCUGCUGACUUUUCAGGACCGCCUUCGCAUUCCGUGGCGAGGCGGUGCUAAGCAGAUCACGGUGGACAAUGUUCUGCCGGUGUUUCUGCUAGUCAGUCUGCAGCUGCUGGCUGCCCUGGAUUUUUACUGCAGUCUGGCCGUCUUUAUAUUCAUACCGCUGUUACUGGCUUAUCUGAGGCGUUUUCUGGGACGUGUACUACCGAAAACAAAAUUUUUCUGUCUGUGGCUUUUCUGGAGUGGUGUUUACUUAGUCGUGCUGUUUGAGUCAACCGUUCCGUUGUCGGAGUUAUUACCCGAAGAAAAUAUUGCUUUUGUAGUGCUGAUGUCCUUAUCGUUUCUUUGCUUCUAUAAGAGCAACCAGCGGGCAGUACUGAAUCACGUAAGUCACGCUCAGUAUGAUUCUUUGGCCAACGGAGAUUCCGCAACGGCUAUUCUUGUUUCGGAUCGGGAAGAUUCUGAUGAAAGCGAUGGUCGGCUAGCUUGUCAAACGUGCCGUAAGUACGUUCCGCCGAGGACCUACCAUUGUAAAAUUUGUGCAACGUGUGUGGUCAAGCAGGAUCAUCACAACGUCUGGUUGAACUGCUGUAUCGGGCGUGCCAACCAUCGGUUGUUUCUCCUUGGCUGUUUCUGCUCGCUGCUUGCGCUAUGGUUAUUUGCCAAUCUUUCACUCACAUCAGUGUGUCAUCCGACACCUAUUUUUACUCUGCUUGGUGUAACUGUAAUGCUACCAGAUGAUUGCUCCGAUAUUUACUUUCAGUACGACAUUGCACUUUGCUUUACUGGUGCUAUCUACGCCCUUCUGAUGUCGUUAAUUAUUUUGAUCUGCCUACUGAAACAGAUUUGCCUGAUCUCUCGUGGCCUGACUGGAAGUGAAUGGCAACGGGGCGAGCAUAUCAACCGACGGAAUUGUCUUGUCAACUGGAAAACGUUCUGUCUGGGACAAUAAGUGUCAGUACACUUACUAGGUAGAGUCAACAUGCACUAACAACAUCCCCUAUUACUCCAACAGUACUAUAGAGGUACGUAUUUAAACCAGUUUUAAACGUAGCAUACACGAAAGCAUAAUGUAUAGAAAUUACACGAGCAAAAGAAUUCUCGCUAUCGAUUGAUGAUCACCUCUGAAGAAUAACCAAUGUGUUUACAGUUUCAUGUUCUCCUGCUCUUCGAUUGACUCUAUUAUUGAGCGAUUUCUUUAAUUAGGCAGCGAAGACAUUUAGGUAUCAUAGAAGAUAAGUAGUAUAUUUUCUUAGCCGCAAACCAAAUAAUGAAACUUAAACAAAAACAGCAAUUCAUUAUUCUAUACAUCGAAUAUCAUUACCUAUACCAAAUAAUCUGAUGAUAGAAUGUUCUCCUGGUUUUAGAAAGGAGUGAACGCUAGGUAGAUGAAAUGAGCUGUCGAUGGAAAGAUAGCAAAACGUAGACUGAUUAAGGUUUUCUCAAAAAAAGUCAUCUGCAUCGUUUUAUUAGUUUAACACUCGUAUCCUAUAAAUAGUUAAAUAACAACUAUUAAAUACUUACCAUAUAUCUAACUCAUCAUUGCUGCAUAUUAUGUACUAACUAUCGGUUAGGUGCUUAUUUCCGUGUAAUUCACUUAUUCUCACCUAGGUUUUUCUUUUAGAAGGCCUUCUACUUACGUCUAUUUGCACGCCACUUUAUUAAAAUCGCAAUAGAUGAAUGAGUACAAAAGGUUUAAACUAAGAUUUUCUCCACUGUCAUUACGGUAAAGCUUGACUUCCAGCAAAGAGCAGCCGAAAAAAGAAUUGACCAUUAAUAAUGGUAAAACCAAAACGUCGGAGCUCGGUAACAUUUACGAAAAUCGAAAUCGCAAAUUCUGGAGCUCUUUUAAAGUAACGAAGGGUUUUCGGUGUUAUACACUUAGGUAAUAGGUUCAAAAUAUCAUUACAAUGAAAUAACGUACAUCAAGUGCUCACUAUCGAAAACCGCGCA